Scheffersomyces stipitis CBS 6054 is the source of this 3318-nucleotide messenger RNA. RefSeq lists its product as uncharacterized. Bases 1 to 3318 code for a protein of 1105 amino acids. NCBI's taxonomy places the organism in Eukaryota, Fungi, Ascomycota, Pichiomycetes, Serinales, Debaryomycetaceae. Gene Ontology annotation, biological process: positive regulation of TOR signaling. The record is from RefSeq and is a predicted model, not a curated record. Gene Ontology annotation, molecular function: protein binding. The transcript is spliced from 7 exons.
AUGUCGUCCAAUGCCAAUUCGCAGCAUCUGACCUUGGCAAAGUUUGCUUUCAACAUCUACGGAUCGUUGAAUCACGCCACUCCCAGCUACGAAGGACUGGCAUCCCCCUCUCUGUCGUACAGUUCUUCACGAUCGAAGACCAAUGAGCCUUACAACUACAGAUUCAACAAAUUGGUGUACAAUUGUGAGCGUGAAGUUACCACACUAUCGCAACUUAACUAUCCACUUUCGUUGUCGAAUACUUUCCAAUCGGACCAGAACUUGUCACAUCAUGUAAUCAUCGGUGGUAGAAACUACUUGAAGUUGCUAGCCUUGAACGAAGACCAGUCGCGAAUUGUCCAAGACAUCAAUGUUCUUGAUCAGAGCUCGAUAUACACCCACAAUUCACGUGUGCCGUCCACAAACAAGUUGAACAACAUCAACACCGUCAAGGCGCAGUCAGACACCAUAGGCUGUGGGUUAUCCAAUGGACUUAUCACUGUGUAUAAGGUAGGCUCCAACGGUAAGUGCAGACUCAUCCACAAGUUUUCGGACCACAAACGUUGCAUAAAUUCUCUAGAUUAUGUGGGUAUUAGGAAUUUGUAUGAUGCACCGACCCAGAUGAUAUCUGGAUCGCAGGAUGGUUCUAUAAAGCUUUGGGACAUGCGACUGUCUUCUCCCAGACCUAUGCUUACGAUAUCUUCAGGCAGCCAUCUGGAUCCCAUUCGUUCAUGCCAAUACUCUCCCCAUUCACAGGGCCGUAACAAACUUGUAGUUCUCUCUGUCCACGACUCGGGAGCGUUGUGUAAAUUCGAUUUACGACUUAGUAAUGGCCAUGGCCCAGAGAGAAAAUGGAAUAUCCAUACUGGUCCAGCAUUGUCAUUACACAUCCAUCCCGAAAAGGAGUACGUUGUUACAGGAGGUAGAGACCAGAAGAUUUGUGUGUUCAACUACGGCGAUUCUCAGAUAUCCAAUAGAAUUACACCAGACGAGAUGAUUAACACUUAUGGUCCUGUAAUGAAGGUACGAUGGUGUCUAUAUCCCGAUGCAUCAACAUCACAGUUUGGUGAACCUCUCGAUACGUUCCAGCAAUCUAACGACUUCAACAGCAGUUCUCUAUAUAGCUACGACUUGGCUUGUCUGUACUUGAACGAUGACUCUACUGUAGCCAUUUACAAUCUCAACAGGAAGUUCAUUCCUAAGGAGGUGAUCACCACGUCAUCUAAUAAGCCUAUUCAGAACUUCAUCUGGGCUAACAACCCAGGAUCGUCGCGUAAGAUCUGGACCAUAACAAAGUCUAACGUGUUUUCCAGUUAUGAUCUAGAUAUGCACGACAGCCUUCUCGAGUCUGAAAUUUCCAAACCUUUGGACGAACUCGCUAAUGUCACUGUAGACUGGAACAAUGGAUUUGGCGAUCUCUGCUUAGCCAACCAGGAAAAAUAUGAGUUUGAAAUCACAGAAGUAGAAUCACAGGCAAGCGACAACGACAUGGGUGACAUAGAUACAGAGUAUUCGUCCAGAUAUGAAAGAAGCAACUCUAACAGUGUCAUUGAUGAAAGCUCAUUGAUAGGGUCGUCUUCGGCAGAAAAGCCUCCUCUUUUCAGAUCAAGCACUCAUUACUCGAUGCACAUGGCCAAAUCGCCAUCUCCAGUACCUCGUAGAGGUUCCACAUCAUUUGCUGCUCAUUCAGAAUCCCAGCCAAAUCUUUCUAAUAUGCAAGGUUUAUCGAUGUCAAGGCCAAAACUUACACGUAAUCUUUCGCAGGCUACCGAAGACUCGAGUAUAUCUAUCGGUUCGGCCCCACAGUCAAAUAUCCACUUAAAGCUGAAACGUUCAUUUCAAGUUAGCUAUGCUUCACCAUAUUUGGUGCCCGUGUCGUUACCGUUGUCUCUCAACGACGAAAACGUGUUCGAGAUUCUCUCAAAUAACUACUUGAUAUCCAUUCCAGAUGGGUUUACUUUAGUAGACGUAUGUUUAUUGAAUGCCAGUGUUGCAGCCAGUGUACAACGGUUUCGUGAAUGUCAAAUCUGGCGAGUAUUGGCUGUAAGCUUAGAGGAGGAUUAUGUUCAAAUUGACAACACUACAUUCUUGAGUGAUCCAGAAUUGGAGCAUAAUGAAACUAACCAAGAUGAAAAGAUCGACGAUCAGAAAGAUGCUAAAUCCAUACUGUCAGAUUUGGGCAACUUUGUAGGGUCAUAUAAUUCGAAUUCAACCCUGACCACUAACUACGGAGGGUUGGGUAGUCUCAGUGCUAAAGAUACCACAAAGGCAAACAAUUCCAACAAUCUCAUGGAUAUGAUCAACCGAAGCAGAGUGAACAGUAUGAACCAUCUUCAAAGCAUAAGCCCAUCUGGGUCCCAUACAUUUAUCCGCAAUGCUAUCCAUGAAAACAAAAGCAACGAAAACGCAAUUGUAGACGAUGACGAAACUGACGCAGCAGUACAUGGAACUGAAGGACGAAUCGGAACUUCUCACGUUUCUGAAGAUUUGGACAACGAGAAUCUUAACAUUCUCAACAAUGCUGUUCUCAACUCGAGUCCAAACUCAGCUAUGACGACUCCUCAUCCGCAAUCAAAUAGUCCCAACUAUUCAAACUUUUUUUCACUACCUAAGUUGUCGUCUACAUUCAUGUCUCCUAUUUAUGAUGAAUUUGCUGAAAAACAGGAACAACCGCGUAGCUUGAAGGCCGAGUCCUUGUUGAACAACGAUGUCUCUGAUAGAACUACAACGAAGUCUGAGCUUACUAAGGCAAUUAAAGAAGAAGUAGAUAAUUCCAGUGGGGCCCCGCUAAAGAAAGCUUGGAAGUCGCUGAGCUUAUUGGAAAAAGCAUUAGCGCAUGCUUCGAACGAGGGGGAUAUUAUUCUUUGCUCUACACUUUCACUCUUGUUUUACGACUCGUUCAAGCAGGUAAUCCCCCAAUCGUCCUGUUUGGAUUGGUUAGGGCUCUACAUUGAAAUCCUACAAAGAAAAAGGUUGUUUGUCAAUGCUAUUCACGUUGUCAAUAAUGCUCCUGAUGACGUUAGAAGCAAGUUGAAAAACUUGACCUCUGGCGAUGUGGAUCUCCGUUUCUUCUGUUGCUGGUGCCAGAAACUCUUGGUUAAUGAAAAGUCCAAGGAGAAAUUGAAAAAUGAUGUCAAUGCAGACUUCGGCUAUUGGUACUGUGACGAGUGUAGUCAGAAGCAACUGAAUUGUAUCUAUUGCAACGAGCCUUGUAAGGGAUUGACGGUAGUUGUUAGUCUUAAGUGUGGCCACAGAGGACAUUUUGGAUGUUUGAGAGAAUGGUUCAUUGAGGACGAGAAUAAUGAAUGUCCGGGUGGCUGUGAUUACAGUGUAGUAUAG